UAUGGCAUUCACCCCACCUUGUGAGGUUCCAUGGUAUUAUGAGUGACAAGGAGAUGGCUAUGAUCAAAUCACUUGCUAAACCAAGAUUACGCAGAGCCACAGUCCAGAACCCCGUGACUGGUGUGUUAGAGUUCGCUCAUUAUCGAGUUAGUAAAAGUGCUUGGUUGAAAGAUGAAGACCACCCUGUUAUAAAGAGAGUAUGUCAACGCAUAUCUGAUGUCACUGGCUUGUCCAUGGAGACUGCAGAAGAGUUACAAAUUGCCAACUAUGGAGUGGGUGGGCAAUAUGAACCUCAUUUUGAUUAUUCAAGGAAAUCCGAUUUUGGGAAAUUUGACGAUGAAGUUGGAAACCGUAUUGCUACUUUCCUGACUUAUAUGAGUAAUGUAGAGCAAGGGGGAAGCACGGUGUUCCUACACCCUGGGAUCGCUGUUCGACCAAUAAAAGGAUCCGCCGUGUUCUGGUACAAUCUACUGCCCUCUGGUGCUGGAGAUGAACGAACACGACACGCAGCGUGCCCCGUGCUUACUGGGGUCAAGUGGGUGAGCAACAAAUGGAUCCAUGAGCGCGAUCAGGAAUUCCGAAGAUCUUGCAAAACAAACAUCAAAGCUGACAACAGAAUCUUUUAAUUGAUUCCCAUAAAAACUUAUGUUUUAAUGACCGGGGUACUGACACUGAAUUCACACAAAGGUAAAAAUGUUUUCACCCCACUAUGGGUACUGCAGUAAAAAUUGACAGAUUUAAUCUGAAACACAAAUUGUGUUUUAUACCUUUUUCUAUCCUGCCCAUUUCUGUAUUAAAGCUAAAAUGAACUUGUUUUGCUAAAUAUGAUAUCGUGCUUUUUCAGUUUUUUCUAUGCUUGUGGUAUGUUAGCUUAUGACCUCGGGUGUAUCCAGGUCUGGACCACAUUUUCAUAAAUUAGGCAUCAAGUACUCAUAAAAAAAAUGGUAUAAAAUAACUAUAAAUAUAAGUCAUAAAAUAAAUUUAAAAAAAACGUUUGAAAGUAGAGUUAACCCCCUGGUAAAUUCCUGGAUACACCCCUGCUUAUGGUUACAGUUUUUCAUAUAUUUUGUGCCAUCAUCAACUUUGCGCAGCUAAUCAGUAUUAAGCAGUUCUUUUCAAGUUAAUGAUCAUAUGAUAUUCGGUUAUAUUCACCACAUACAUGCAAUACAGUUAAUAAUAAAAAUGCA
Ciona intestinalis (vase tunicate) is the source of this 1187-nucleotide messenger RNA. The record is from RefSeq and is a predicted model, not a curated record. NCBI's taxonomy places the organism in Eukaryota, Metazoa, Chordata, Ascidiacea, Phlebobranchia, Cionidae.